AGCUCCGGAGAGAGAGAGAGAGAGAGAGAGAGGGAGAGAGAGAGAGAGAGAGAGAUAGUGAACCGGAGAGAUAGAGGGAAUGAGACGGGGAACAGGACAUUUUGGCGAACAUUAAACACUGGAAGAGAAAGCGCUUCUUUGUUGUUGACUCGGUGAGAGAACUAGUGAGAGGAGAGCCCGAGGGGGGGCCGGCGACUUUCCCUCAAGUUGACGCCAGUGGAGGAGUCUUUUUUUAUUUUGGAUUGUUUUAAACGAGAGGAAAACUAUAGCUCGCACGCUUCACGCUUUUAAACUGAACUAAAGUUGAACUUAGGCGUUGUGUCAGUCGGUAAAUGUUGUGACAUUUUGUGCAGAGCAUAAAGUGCUCCAGCGGUCGACGGUAGGUCGAGUGGCGGGGUGAAGCCCGAGCUGUCAAACCCGAUGACUACUGCAAACUGCCCCGGGAAUGAGGAGCUGGAUUUCAGACUGAUAUUCGGAGAGGACGGGCAGCAGCAGCCGCUAGGCCCCGCAGAUCUGGAGCCUGAUGACAACACAUCAUUCUACAUCCUGAAUGUGGCCCAGCCCCAGUCUAUGGUCACCAACCACCAAUCUAUUGGCCUGACUCGUCAUGGCAUGCAGUCCCAUUCCCAGGUCAUCAACAGCUCCCCACGCUUUCAGUCGCACAAACCAGGAUCUGAGCCUCCCAGCUAUGAGGCACACGACUCCAAGUACGGCACCUCCCCCCUGCUUCCCUCUGCUCCUGUGGAAGCACCCAAGGCCUUUGAGUGUCCCAGUAUACAGAUCACCUCCAUCUCCCCCAGCUGCCAGCAGGAGAUGGAUGCCAAUGAGGACGAUCUGAGAGCCAAUGGGCCUGAUGGGGACUACCACGGUGAUAGACCGCUGUCCAGGGACCACUUGUAUUUACCCCUGGAUCACUCAUAUCGGGACUCCUCGCUCAGCCCGAGCCCCUGCAGUAGCCUCUCCUCUCGGAGCUGGUUCUCUGACGCCUCCUCCUGUGAAUCAUUCUCACAUGUGUACGAUGAUGUUGACUCAGAGCUAAAUGAAGCAGCUGCCCGCUUCACCUUGGGCUCCCCACUCACUUCCCCGGGCUGUGCUUCCCCUCAAACCAGUGGCGUUUUGGAAGAGCAGCCACACUGGCAGCACCACCACCCUGCUUUUGUGCACCACUCACAAUCCAUCAGCCUCUCACCCAGACAGUCCCCCUGCCACUCGCCGCGUACCAGUGUCACUGAUGAAAAUUGGCUUAGCCCCAGACCACCUUCCAGACCUUCCUCACGUCCCACUUCACCCUGCGGAAAGAGGCGCCAUUCUAGCGCUGACAUCUGCUACUCCAGCUCGUUGUCUCCUCACCAUUCACCUACACCUACACCAGGACCCUCACCCAGGGGCAGCGUGACAGAAGACACCUGGGUUGGCAGUCCUUCAGUAAGCAUGUCACCCUUCCAGUGCUGCCCAUCUGAGGUCGAUAUCCCAUCCAAGACAAGGAAGACCUCCCAGGACAGAACAGUUAUGCAGACUGGGAAAGGGGAGCCAGGGCUGGAUGAUCAAGGAAACAUGUCCCCAAAUCUUGACUCGCCUUCAGACGAGGCCCUGCACAGCCUGAAGAAGGACGGGCCAGGGGAGCAGUUUCUGUCAGUGCCCUCCCACUUCUCAUGGAAUAAACCCAAGCCUGGUCACACACCUAUAUUCAGGACCUCCUCACUGCCUCCUCUUGAUUGGCCACUGCCAAGCCAGUUCGGCCAGUAUGACCUGAAGAUAGAGGUGCAACCCAAAGCCCACCACCGAGCACACUAUGAGACAGAGGGCAGCCGAGGAGCAGUCAAGGCAGCAUCCGGAGGCCACCCAGUUGUCAAGCUCAUUGGCUACAGCGAGAAGCCUGUCAACCUGCAGAUGUUCAUUGGAACGGCAGAUGACCGCUACCUGAGGCCGCACGCCUUCUACCAGGUGCACCGGAUCACCGGGAAAACCGUAGCUACAGCCAGCCAAGAAAUCAUCGUUUCCAGCUCCAAAGUUCUUGAAAUUCCUCUCCUGCCUGAGAACAACAUGACAGCCAGUAUCGACUGUGCUGGCAUCCUUAAGCUGCGGAACUCCGACAUUGAGCUGCGAAAGGGGGAGACGGAUAUUGGAAGAAAGAACACACGAGUCCGUGUGGUGUUCAGGGUGCACAUCCCUCAACCUAACGGGAAGGUGCUGUCACUGCAGGCUUCCUCUAUUCCUGUGGAGUGCUCCCAGCGUUCAGCUCAAGAGCUGCCCCAGGUGGAGAAAUCCAGCCUGACCAGCUGUCUGGUCAGUGGGGGAGAAGAGAUGGUCAUCACUGGCUCCAACUUCUUCCCAGAGUCCAAGGUCAUCUUCCUGGAGAAAGGCCCUGAUGGGCGACCGCAAUGGGAAGUGGAAGCAAAAAUCAUUCGUGAGAAAUCACAAGGAUCAUGCAUUGUGGUGGAGGUUCCUCCCUACCACAGUAAAACGGUGGGCUCAGCUGCACAGGUGCAGUUUUAUGUCUGCAAUGGCAAGCGGAAAAGGAGCCAGUCACAACGCUUCACUUACCUUUCAGUCAUGGUGAAACAGGAGAAUAGAGAUGAGCUGGACCUUCCUGCAGUACCCCCUAUAUCCAUGCCCCUGGCACAUGCUGCCAGUUUGGUGCGCACCCAGCUGCCUUCUCCUGAGCAGGGCCACCCAUCGGAAAACCUUCUGUCAAGCUCCCCUCGCAGUCUGGCCACAGGCUCCGGACCUGGCCUGCUACCCCUACAGGCCCCCUGCCCCUCUCUGGGCUCCCCGUCUUUCCAGCACCUGCCUCACCUCCAGGGGCGCAGUUUGCACCACCCUCCCGCAGACUGCCACAUGACGUUCCACCCGAGCUCUGCUCCUCCGCGGACCUCCUACCAGCCUAUGCAGCACAGCCACAGUCACGGUCACAGCCUGCCCUUCAACGGCCAGUCCAGCCUGCCUCCUCAGGGUUAUGAACGGAUGCCCUUUCAGCACAGCCCCAGUGCAGCACCCCACCAAAUGGGCAUGGGGAUGGUGUACCCUUCCUCUCCUUGUUCUUCACCAUCAACACCCUCCUCUUCCACCAACCCCAUAGCUGGGUCUCCCCAGAGCCAACAACCCCUGCUCACUCCUUCAUCCCCUCACCUCCACACACUCGGAGGCUAUCACCCGAACCCUACCCAGGUGCCCUCUUCAGGUGGCCAUCCACUCAUGGGGCAGCACUCCUCUCAACUGCAAAGGGCCAUGGGAUACCAUCCCGUUGGUCAAAGGUCAGCAUCCUGUCCCACAACGUCCAGUGCCCCACCACCGCCACAAAUGAUUCCCUCGCAUCACUCUGGGCCUUCCUCCCCUCAGCUGCACUCACUGCCCUACCAGUCUCCCACCUCAUCCUCCCCCACCUCAGGAGGCAGUCCUCUGGGUCCCCCCCAACAGCACCAUUCAGGACAGCUUUCACCCCAGGCUACAAGCCCGGUCAUGGCCAGCCUGUCACCGGCUGCAGCAGGGUCACUGGUUCACCCUCUUAGCCCACAGGUGCCCUUCCCAUCAGACGGGGAGAGGCUGAACAUCAAACAAGAGCCCGAGGAGAAGGAGCCCACCUUCCGCUCAAUUGGCCUGCAGGACAUCACGCUGGAUGAUGUGAAUGAAAUCAUCGGCAGAGACAUGUCCCAGUCCCCCAGCACCCAUGUUUCUCCAUCAGCACACAGCCAGUCAUAGCUCAGCCAACACCUCGGCCCUGGUGCAGUCCUCCAGGGAAUCAAACCACCUCCCCCUUGCAGCUCUAACCAUGACCAAAACCCUGUUCCAGGUCCAUGUUCAGGUUAUGGUCCUGUGUGAAGUUGGACAAGAUGAGCGGGGGGGGGGGGUUGCUGUGGUCAGGGACAGAAUACACUUCUGCUAAAUCCUCAUGGACCUGCUGCACCACCAGCCUGACAAUCUCACCCCUCUCCUCUGAUUUCUUUAAAACUGCGACAUAAAUGUUUUCUGAAAUAUAGAAACAGAACUCAACUCAGAUUGAAAAGAAAGAUGAGCUGCAGCCUUAUUUGUGUUAGAAUAUUUGCAGAAUAACGAAACCAUAGAGAUCUGUCCUUCUACAAUAGCUGUGUGUCUGACCUUUCAAAGCACCACUGUCUUCCUGAACAAUCAGCUCUGUGGAUCUGGAGCGCUAGCUUUGACUUACUGUAGUGGAGACGAUACUGCAGUGUGUGUUGUCGUCCACCCUCUCACCAGCAUUGACGUUUAUGAAUGAGGAUAUUAUAAGGCAGAAGACGAAAGACUCGGAAGUGCCCAGCGCUUUCAAAGGAAGGGAUGGGAUUGUAAAAUGUUGCGUAGAGUGUUUCUCAGGCGAUAUUUUUGUCUCCCAGGAUGCUUGAAAACGUUAUUGUUUUCCCCCUGAGUGAGCAUCAGCUGAAGUGGCAUGAUGCGAGAUGAUGGGAAGAAAUAUUGGCCGUAAAAAUAGAUGCCCCAACUCAAAGUUUAAAAAAAAAAAAAAAAAAAAAAAAAAAGUAUCCAUCAGUCUGCUUUAUUAAAGACGACACUGUCCACUCCUUGCGCCCCCCCCCCCCCCCUUUUAAAUUACAAAAGCAUUUAGGAGCAGGGUGCAGGGCUUCAGCAGGGAGGACAAGCUCCUCUGGUGCUGGACAUGGAUUUGCAACCUGCAACAUUCCACAACUUUCAGCAACCCUGCAGCCAUGUAGUUAUCUGUAAAUGAUACCCCCCCCCCCCCUUAGCCCUACUAUGUUUUUCUUCUUCAAGCUGAACAAAUGCCUUAUUAAUACUUAGCAGCUUUGAAUGAUAGCAAAAGCUUUUUUGUAUUGUUGUGUUGUUUUUUUUGCACAGCUGUUUGUUUUUUUUACAGACCUCCGACUUGAUCAGUGUUGAUCUGAUUUUUUCAUGACUCCUGGAGGGGGGUGGGGUUGGGGGGGAGUGGGGGUUCAUGACUGAGUAAGCCCUCUUAAACAUUUUCAUUCAAAGAUAUGCGACGAUAAGAUAUGUGUCACUCCUGACGUUUCUUCUCUUAUGCAUAACAUCCCAAAUUGUCCAGGGGCCCCUUCGUGUGCCUUGUGUCUCUGCUGGCACCACACCUGUGAUAGCAUCAGCAGCAGCGGAUAUUAAAAAGAAAAUGUAACAAAAGUUAAAAGUAUUACAGGUUUUAUUUACGUAUUCCCCCUGUCUUUAUUGAACACUGUCAGACACUUCUCCCUGAGUGUCUCUUCAUGACAAUGUUUUCAUUCGAUCCCUGAUCUGACACACAUGCAAAGAGUGUUUUCCGGUAGGUUUCUCGUCAGAUUGUGUGGAUGUGAACAGACUGAUGCAGGUUCUGGUGUGAACAUUUGCAUCUGCUUAUUUUUUUUAUUUUUUUUGUUGCCUUAAGCUCGACAAUGACGCUCCUCCUGUGUGUGAGGAGCAUUGCAAAUGACUGUUUGAAGUCAGUGUCCAGGUGAAAAAGAUUCUACUAUGCAUUAAAAUUCUGCCUAAUGCCUUUUAAAAUGAGAAAAAAGAAAAAAAGACCUUGAUGCCUCUAGAAGUAGACUGUAGACUUGUUGAUUGGUUCUGUUAGCAUCCUGGAGUUGUUCAUCAGCCAAUCUGCCUUGUCAAGGACACACUGCAAGCAUCUUCAUGAGUUCAGGAGUGUGUGAGUACGGAUGGUGUUUGAACCAAAUAUGCUGUACAGAAGACAGGAAUUAUAAGAGUGUUAUUUUCAACAACAGAAGCACACACAUGUAUUUAGGCUAUGCAAGCUAUAACAGCAGUAAAUGUGAGAUACAACAUUAAAAAAGAGAUUAGAACCUUUUAUGUUGUUUCUGAACUUCACAGAGAAGAAAGAAAUAAAACAUUCAGAUAGUGAGAGAAUCAUGUCACUUUGUAAACUAUUAGGAUGCCUUAACUCUUGUUUGAAAAACAGUUUUUCAGUGUGUCUGUAUGCUUUUCUGGGUUGAUUUAUUUUUCCAUGACAAAGAUGCAAGUCAGUUACCUUUAUUACUUUAGCUUGUUUGGAGGGGAGGCACGGGGAUGGGGGAAGGGAGUUGACUUUUGUUCAUAUAAAGCUGGUUCUGCAGCCUGAAAGACUCGAGUCAUCGAGAGAAACAACAAAACCAGCAUCACCAUGAAACUCUGGCUGCCGUCCUCUUCUGUCACAACCAAAGACCGAACAAGACGUUCCCCCUUUACAUAACAAUAAAGCAACAGAGACUCUUCUGCUCUAUUUUUGAUACUUUGAAAUGGAUGUCAUUCCUAAAAGGUUGGGGACAUGUAUGGGUGUUGAAUAUGUAUUGAUAUUUUGAUAUCUAUAGAUGUUCAAACACACCCACAUACAUAUAUAUAUAUAUAUAUAUAUUCACACAUCUAUAUAUAUGUUUUGUAAAAUAAAAGGGAAAUACAGGUUUAGCUGAUGUUUACCGAGCCUUGUGUUGUCAUUUCCUGUAUAUUUUGUAUGUUAAAAUUUUUGUAAUUUUUAAGACUGCAGUGCUUUUUGAAAUUAUUCAAAGGGAAUACCUUGCUUAUAAUGUAGGCUCUAAAGUAGUAUAUAUCAAUAAAACAGAAAACUCA
Labrus bergylta (ballan wrasse) is the source of this 6531-nucleotide messenger RNA. It is a transcript of the gene nfatc3a, whose product is annotated as nuclear factor of activated T cells 3a. Gene Ontology annotation, biological process: calcineurin-NFAT signaling cascade; regulation of transcription by RNA polymerase II; cytokine production. The record is from RefSeq and is a predicted model, not a curated record. Gene Ontology annotation, molecular function: DNA-binding transcription factor activity, RNA polymerase II-specific; transcription factor binding; RNA polymerase II cis-regulatory region sequence-specific DNA binding. NCBI's taxonomy places the organism in Eukaryota, Metazoa, Chordata, Actinopteri, Labriformes, Labridae. Gene Ontology annotation, cellular component: transcription regulator complex.